Messenger RNA from Mesorhabditis belari, 1242 nucleotides. NCBI's taxonomy places the organism in Eukaryota, Metazoa, Nematoda, Chromadorea, Rhabditida, Rhabditidae. The record is from the annotation of a GenBank genome assembly.
AUGGAUCCUUCUGGACCACCCCCUUUUAUGACAAAUCGACGGAUAAGUCAUCUACCUGGUGCUAGAUCAGCGGUGUCACAAAUGAAUUGGAAGCAACGAAUAAUCUGGGCAAUCAAAACUCCGAUCCGAACUUUGAACUGCAUAUCAAAUGUGACGGUCUUCUUCAUCGCUUAUUUCGGUUUUAUGUUUCCAGUGAUGUGGGCGAAAACUGUUUGGCCGCGAUUAUACUGGUUUUGGGAAGGAAAACUGUAUCGCUGGCUUCAAGCCUUCAUUGGCUAUUGGGGAUACACGGCUGGAUAUGAUGUUUAUGAAUACGGCGAUGACUUGUCUCAAUGUAUUAACGAACGAGUUUUGCUGAUGUGCAAUCACCAAAGCACAGCCGAUGUUCCGACUUUGAUGGCAUGUUUGCAAAGUAAAGGUGUCGCCAGCAGAAAAACUAUCUGGUUGAUGGACCAAAUGUUUCGAUGGACGCCUUUUGGAAUCAUUGGGAAUAAUCACGGUGAUUACUUCAUUCAACAAGGAAAAUCAACUCGUGAUAAGGAAUUAGUGCGAUUAAAAGACCAUCUGAAGAACGUUUUCUGGGAUCGUGAUCGUCGCUGGGUGAUUGUCUUUCCAGAAGGUGGAUUUUAUUUCAAACGGAUCGAAAGCAGUCAAAAAUAUGGCCGAGAGAAUGGUUUCCCACAUACAGAAUACACAACCUUACCACGAAUGGGAGCCAUCAAAGCCAUCCUUGAAGAAGUUGGGCCUCGGGAUGAAGAGGAAGAAGAUUUUGAUAAAAGACCAAGAACCUCAAGCAAACUGAAAUUGAUCAAGGAUACUGUUGGAGCGAUUCGUGAGAAGAAAUAUGUAAAAGAUACUCGUCCUCCAAUCAAAUAUCUGCUUGAUGUGACAAUUGCAUAUCCUCAUGGAAUUCCUCUCACGUUGGCAACAAUGGCAAUGGGAACAAGAGAAAGAUGUGAUAUUGCCGUUCAUUACAGAGUUUACGACGCAGCAGAGGUUCCUUUUGAAGAUGAUGAAGCUCUACGUGAUUGGAUGUACGCCAGAUAUAAGGAAAAAGACGAUAUGUUAGGUAGAUACUAUGAGACAGGAGAGUUCUUCCGUGGUGAAACUGGCCAACGCGUGGUUUUUUCGUGGACUAAAAUCAUCAUUCAAUACAUCUUCUGGUUUGGUAGUUGCUACUUGCACUGGAAGCUCUACACUUGGCUUUUGAUGCUACCAUACUAUUUUCUUUUUCCCAGGCAG